Molecule: messenger RNA, 5037 nt
Organism: Mya arenaria
Lineage: Eukaryota; Metazoa; Mollusca; Bivalvia; Myida; Myidae
Product: interaptin-like
Exons: 16
Coding region: 315-3947 (1210 amino acids)
Source: RefSeq, a predicted model, not a curated record
UUUAUUUUAUUACCGGUUAAAAUGGCUUUAUUAGUUCUCAGGUGAAUCAAACUCACAUGUGGAUAUUAGUUCCUUAAUUAUUUAGUAGUAUCGAUUGAUACGUACGUAAAAGUUGAACACAACGUCAUUCAACAUAUGAUAUGCUUAAAAGAAAUUAAUUGCGUGUUAUACAUGUAACGCUGUUUAUUAUCAUGUGUUUGUGUAAUCAAACUUGACUUGUAAUUCACUUCCUCUUUCGGUUGUGUAAAUCGGGAAGACAGCUCACACGUAUUAGCCAGUUCCCACAGCUGAUUCGAAGAACUUACAAUACAGAGAUGUCGACGACGGACAGCAGCACGCCAGGAGAGUCGAUAUUUGAAAUAGUCAGUAGCCGUCUUUGCAGUUGCUUCAGUCGUUCAGGCUUCUAUGACAUUACAAACGAGAUCACGUGGGAAGAGCAAGAACAGAUAGGAAAGGUGAAGGAAAAAGGAACCCAGAAGUCAACCAGUACACAUGAGAGCACAGUGGAAGAGCAAGAACAGGAAGGAAAGGGGAAGAAAGAAGGAACCCAGACGUCAGCUAGUUACCUUCAAACGCCCAAUGCCACAUUGAAGGUACUGCCAUCAAAUAUUGAUAAAAAAGAAGAGGAGGCAGUAAAGAAAGAGAAGCAAUUGCAACAAGAAAAAGGAGAGAAUACAAACCAGUGGAACGACAAUGAACGUGAAUUAAAGCAACUGCGACAGGAAAAUGGAGACUUUGAAAACGACGAAAGAGCCAGAGAACAGGAAUUAAAUCAAUUGCGACAAAAGAUAAGUGUUUUAGAAGACGAAAAGAGGGACAGGGAAGAAAAGUUUAAGGAAUUGCAACAGGAAAAAAGUGAUUUAGAAAACGACAAGAGUGACAGGGAACUCAAAUUAAAUCAAUUGCAACAAGAGAAAGAUGUUUUAGAAAAAGACAAGAUGGACAGGGAAGAUGAGUUAAAGCAAUUGCGACAAGAGAAAAGUGAUUCAGAAAACGACAAGAGGGAUAAGGAACAGGAAUUAAAGCAAUUGCAACAAGAAAAAAGUGAUUUAGAAAACGACAAGAGGAACAGGGAACAUGAUUUAAAGCAAUUGCGUCAAGAAAAAAGAGAUUUAGAAAAAGAAAAAGAAGAAGCGCUUUUUAGGUUAAGUGAGCUUGUAUCAGUUAAACUUCGGGACAACAACCCAAAUAUCGUGGAUCUUAGUGACUCCUUCAGGCCAACGAAACUUGCGGAAAUGUUUAGUGAGCUUUAUGACAAUGAGUGGACCGCUGUUUACUCAGUCAUGGAGGAAAGUGGGUUUACAGAACGACAAGUGAUAGACGUUCUCCUUGAUGUGAUGAUGGAAUCGUUCACAUUUUGCAGAAGAGAACUUGACGAAAAUUGGCAGCUUAUUAGCCGAUGGUAUUUGAAUGAUAAGUUGCCCAACAACGAAAAAGUAAAAAAGAAUUUGAAAGACGCUCGAAAAACAAUCAUCCCAAACGUCGUUCCUGAAAUUCACAAGAAAUUUUACGCUCUGCUCGUUGAAACGUGUAAAUACAAGAAACUUUGUCCGAUGUUGUCAACUAACGAAUUUGAAACAUAUGUGUCGACUUGUAUACUGCUAAGCUUGUUAAUGAAUGGAAACGACCCUCCGGUGGUGCUUUACUGUCCUGGUUGGGUCUCCUGUGACCAGCGCAAAAAAGAACAAGAAGAUGAAUCGGUCGGAAUAAACGAAAAACAAACUGCAUUCUCUGAUGAAAUUCCUACGGAAUUUAAAGAAGUAAAGGACAACGUAACUUUGGCGAAAGAUAGGGAGACACGACAAUUUAGCAAAGAUUUAUUUAAAGCGUACACAAAGAGAGGAAACCUUGUGGAGUUCUACGUGUGGCCAGUGAUAUAUCUCCAUGAGAAUGGACCUUUGCUAGCAAAGGGCAUUGCACAAGGUACCAAGGAUAAGAUUGAUAUUAAUCGUUUGGAAUGGUGGAAGGAAUCCGCACACGACUCUAACGAUGAGGAACAAGCAACCUAUGUAUAUGGGUCGAUGUUUAAAAGACUUCGAAGCCGUCUUUGCAGCUGCUUCAGUUGUUCACGCUCCUAUGACAUUACACAUGGGAACACAUGGGAAGAGCAUUACAAGGAAAUGGCGAAGGAAGAAAGUACAUACAUGUCAACCAGUAACCUGACAAAGCCAAAUUACCGCUUUAAGCAACUGCAAACAAAAAGAAAUAUAGCAGAAGAAGAGGAAAUAAAGAAUUUAGAGAAUCACUCGGAAAAAGGGAAGGAAUUGCAACAAGAAAAAGGAAAUUCAGAACACGACAAAAAAGACAAUGAACAUGCGUUAAAGCAAUUGCAAGAAGAAAAAAGAGAUUCAGAACACGACAAGAGGGAUAAUGAACAUGCGUUAAAGCAAUUGCAAGAAGAAAAAAGAGAUUCAGAACACGACAAGAGUGACAAAGAGCAUGAGUUAAAGCAUUUGCAACAAGAAAAAAGAGAUCCAGAACACGACAGGAGUGACAAAGAGCAUGAGUUAAAGCAUUUGCAACAAGAAAAAAGAGAUUCAGAAGACGACAAGAGGGACAAAGAGCAUGAAUUAAAGCAUUUGCAACAAGAAAAAAAAGAUUCAGAACACGACAAGAGUGACAAAGAGCAUGAGUUAAAGCAUUUGCAACAAGAAAAAAGAGAUUCAGAACACGACAAGAGUGACAAAGAGCAUAAGUUAAAGCAUUUGCAACAAGAAAAAAGAGAUUCAGAACACGACAGGAGUGACAAAGAGCAUGAGUUAAAGCAUUUGCAACAAGAAAAAAGAGAUUCAGAAGACGACAAGAGGGACAAAGAGCAUGAGUUAAAGGAUUUGCAACAAGAAAAAAGAGAUUCAGAAGACGACAAGAGGGACCAAGAGCAUGAAUUAAAGCAUUUGCAACAAGAAAAAAGAGAUUCAGAACACGACAAGAGUGACAAAGAGGAUGAGUUAAAACAUUUUGAACAAGAAAAUAUAGAUUCGGAACACGGCAAGAGGGACCAAGAACAUGAGUUAAAGCAUUGGCAACACGAAAUUAGGUUUUCAGAACACGACAAGAGGGACAAAGAGCAUGAGUUAAAGCAUUUGCAAGAAGAAAAGAGAGAUUUAGAAAUCGAGAAAGAGAAAACACCUUCAAGUGAGCUUGUGGCAGUAAAACUUCCUGACAACAAAGCAAAUAUCGUUGAACUUAGCGACGCAAACAGGCCAACAAAACUUGCAGAAAUGUUCAGUGAGCUUUACGAGAACGAAUGGACCGAUGUUAACACGGUCAUAAAGAAAAGUGGGUUUACAGAACGACAGAUAAUAGACGUUCUACUUGAUAUGUUGAUGGAAGCGUUUACCUUUUGCAGAAGAGAACUUGACGAAAGUUGGCAUAGGUUGCCGAGCAACGAAAUGGUGAAGAGGACUUCAAACGACGAGCGGAAAACAACCAUUCCAAUCUUCGUACCAGAAAUUCAAACGCAAUUCUACAAUUUGCUCGAAGAAAAGUGUAAAAACAAGAAACUUUGUCCGAUUUUGUCAACACAUGAAUUUAAACAAUACGUCUCGAAGUGCAUAAGGCUGAGCAUGUUCAUGAAUGGGAACGACCCUCCAGUGGUGCUUUCAUGUCCUGGGUGGGUCUCAUUUGACCAGCGCAGAGAAACACGAGAAGACUUUUUAGUUGGAAUAAACGAUAAGAAUAUUGCAUACUCUGACGAAAGUUCUAACGACUUUCAAGAAGAACAUGUAAACUUUACCGUGGUGGAAGAUAGGGUGACACUACCUUUUAGGAAUGAUUUAUUUAAAAAUUACACACAAAGAGGAGCAUUCGUUGAGUUCUACGUUUGGCCAGUGGUGUAUCUCCAUGAGAAUGGGGGGCCUUUGCUAGCAAAGGGCAUUGCUCAAGGUACCGAAGAGACAAUAAACAUCGACGAUCGUUGGAAAUGGUGGCAGGAAUCCGACAGAUGACUUUAACAAUUUGGAAGAAAUAAACUGUGUAUAUCAACAUUGGUGUACCUGCAUAUUACUAAUACUUCUACUACUACUACUACUACUACUACUACUACUACUACUACUACUACUACUACUACUACUACUACUACUACUACUACUACUACUACUACCAUUACUACUACUACUACUACUACUACUACUACUACUACUACUACUACUACUACUACUACUACUACUACUACUACUACUACAAUAAUAAUAAUAAUAAUAAUAAUAAUAAUAAUAAUAAUAAUAAUAAUAUUUUCGAAAAAUGAUGUCUCCCCUUCAACGGGAGCCUAGUUAAAUGAAUAUAAUAUUGAACAAGGGGUAAAAAAAGAUUGUGCGCCUUUAACAUUGCUACAUCGGAAAGAUAGAUAAACAACUGCUUUAACUUCAAUUACUGAGGGAGGCGUAGUUGUUUAGUUUUAAUUUACAUUAUCUUUCGUUUAACUAAACGGGAACGGCAGGGCAUUAUUACCAGGUUGUUCUCCUAUCAAAAAAGGGUUCAACAGGGGACAUGAGGUUCAGACGCUAUGACUGCAAAUGUUAUCAAUGUUGUUUAUUUUUCUCAAGUACUACUGUACUCAUGUUCAAGUUUUGUCAAGCAAUCCCGAUAUAGAUCACAGCAUGAGUUAUCAUUGUGUAUUAUGUUUAUAAUACCGGUAGCUACUAUAGUUUUUAACUUCUCACGGCCCUCGUGAUCGUUACAUGUAGUGAUUCGCAACCAAUCUAUUUACAAAAAGUGUAUCCAAAAUGAUAAAUUAUAACUAUGUAAGACAACAAUAUUUGGCGUACGAAACAAACGUUUUAAACAUUUAUGUCUUUCGUUCUUGAGAAUAUAUUGACAAUGUAAGUCUAGCGUAUCUUUUACGAUGAAGAUGAAUAACCUAAUAAUUAAAGUUUAUUACACACUAGCAAGUAUGUUAAUUGUUAUACUACUAUGUUGACAAUUGUUUUGCUCUUUAAAUUGUGUUUUGUAAAUGUUGUAUGACUGUGAUUUAGUGCCGAUUGAACGUUAUUUUGGUUAUGCUGUCAUAUGUUUUGAUCUGAAUAAAUAGAUUACAAU